Achroia grisella is the source of this 1294-nucleotide messenger RNA. RefSeq lists its product as uncharacterized. The transcript is spliced from 2 exons. The record is from RefSeq and is a predicted model, not a curated record. NCBI's taxonomy places the organism in Eukaryota, Metazoa, Arthropoda, Insecta, Lepidoptera, Pyralidae. Bases 52 to 1269 code for a protein of 405 amino acids.
UUAGGUCUUAUGUACUAAAAAUAAAUACAAUUUAACCUCUUAAACUCGGAGAUGGCUGAUCCUAAAAUAUUAGAUAUACAGAGAAAAAUUAAAAUAAUAAAUCACAUUAUAAAGGAAUGCCAAAAGACUGGGGAGCCAGUUCACCAAAAACUUAAAACACAUUAUUAUAAAAAUGUAGCUAAAUAUACCGGGGAAAAGUUAGAUGCCAUAAAAUAUGCUCAUUUCUCACCAACAUACCCGGAUCUUUGUGAUAAAAUCAAAGAGAAUGACACAAAACAAAUACCAAAAUAUAAUAGUUCCGUUACACUUCGUCAGCUUAUGGUUGAUUACUAUAUAAAACAGCAGAUACCUAUACAAAAGAAUCACAUACCGUUACACAUUAACACGUCAGAUAGUCUCAAGAAAUCUGGCUUCAAAUGGCACGACAUACCUGGGACUAACAAGUGCAUUUUUAUAGAGAACCCUGAACAACAAGCUAAAAGGAUGCGCUACUUGAUAAACAUGAAAAAGUUCAGGGAAGAAAACAGACCAAUCGUUUAUAUAGCACAUGAAGUGAUACAGGACACCGUACCAAGUAGUACAACUACUGCACAAGACCAUAUAUUGAUUGCUGCCUCUCCUCAGAUAGGACUAAUCGAUUGUAGUAUGGUGACAUCGUCACGGCUUAACAUAAUAGAAUGGUUUCAAAUAAUGGUUCAACCGCAUUUGACUGAAUCCCACGUUGUUGUCAUUGGAUCUGAAUAUCAAGAAACAGACGCUGAUUUGGAUGUGCCAAAGCCUGAAGAUACUACAGCUAAAAUGAUAUCAUGGUUGGAUAACAAUAAAAUAAAUUACAAACAAACAAUGCAUAGAUCUGAAUUAUAUGCGCUAAUAGAAAGGUACAAUACGGCUGUUUUUAAUGAAAGUUUACACAAGGAAGAUGCAAUUUUGAAAGCGCAUGGUUUAGACGUACUGCGCAGACCUAAUUGGGAAGUAUUGGACUAUUUCCAGCAUAUCUGGAUAGAUAUUAUGAAGGAAAAUAUGGAUAAAUCUAAAUGUGAUACAACUUUAAAAACAUACAUCCGAUCGUAUAAUAUGGAAACAUGGCAAAAAUUCGAGGAGAUCAUAGCUAAGAAUGAACAAAGCAUUUACGAUGAAGAUAGAUUAUUAGAGGACAUUAUUGAUAAAUUGUUAACUAAAGCUAAAUACGACACAUUGGAGAGCAAUGACUUUUCAGCAAAAAGUGAUGUUAAACCUUUUGAUCCCUACGAGUAUAAUAUUAUAUUGUAAUAUGUAGUGUUAUUCAUCUUGAAUU